This is a messenger RNA of Humulus lupulus (European hop), 888 nucleotides long. Its product is annotated as NADH dehydrogenase [ubiquinone] 1 alpha subcomplex subunit 13-B. The record is from RefSeq and is a predicted model, not a curated record. NCBI's taxonomy places the organism in Eukaryota, Viridiplantae, Streptophyta, Magnoliopsida, Rosales, Cannabaceae. The transcript has 3 exons. The coding region runs from base 146 to 577 and encodes 143 amino acids.
CCAGUACCACCAGCCCCACCGCUACUACCGCAUAGCCUCUCUGUUGAUCAAGCUCACGCUUAGCUCCUCCUCCUCCUCAAACCUCCGUUAAAGUUUGAGUCUCCGAUUCGAAAGACAGCGACAGAGAAAGAAAAAAAGGUUGAAGAUGACUGAGGCUAUGAUUCGGAACAAGCCCGGCAUGGCCAGCGUCAAGGACAUGCCGGUCCUCCAAGACGGGCCUCCUCCGGGUGGGUUCGCCCCGGUCCGAUACGCUCGCCGGAUCCCCAACAAGGGUCCCAGCGCCAUCGCCCUUUUCCUCACUACCUUUGGAGCAUUCUCUUGGGGUAUGUACCAGGUUGGCCAGGGAAACAAGAUCCGAAGGGCGCUUAAAGAAGAAAAGUAUGCUGCUCGCUCAGCCAUACUGCCAGUGCUGCAAGCUGAGGAAGAUGAAAGAUUUGUCCAUGAGUGGAAGAAGUAUCUUGAAUACGAGGCCGACGUGAUGAAGGAUGUUCCGGGCUGGAAAGUUGGUGAGAAUGUUUACAACUCCGGGAGAUGGAUGCCCCCAGCAACAGGCGAGCUCCGUCCCGAAGUCUGGUGAUGACUCGUAUUGAUUGCAGUUGUUUUUGUCAAUGAUGUUUGAUAAAGGAGUUUCUAUUUCCCUUCAGGCAUGUUUCAGUGUUGCCAUGUCUGUGGCUCUGUUCUUUAGAAAUAAAAGUGCAGCAACAUACCCUUUUACAUGUUUUCAAAAGUAAAACAGAGCUUAUCUUAUUUCAAGUUCCUUGUUAACGAGUAUUUUUGGAUUUAUCACUGAAGGUAAAUGUUUGAUUCACCACCCAAAAUCCACAACGGUUUAUUGAAGAAACGCAAAUAUGUAUGUAUUUGUAGUAAGUAGUGAUGAGAGUUUGAUCA